This is a messenger RNA of Lontra canadensis (Northern American river otter), 1915 nucleotides long. It is a transcript of the gene SELPLG, whose product is annotated as selectin P ligand. The transcript is spliced from 2 exons. NCBI's taxonomy places the organism in Eukaryota, Metazoa, Chordata, Mammalia, Carnivora, Mustelidae. Bases 83 to 1351 code for a protein of 422 amino acids. Gene Ontology annotation, cellular component: plasma membrane. Gene Ontology annotation, biological process: hemopoiesis; leukocyte tethering or rolling. The record is from RefSeq and is a predicted model, not a curated record.
CUGUCCCGAGUUGCUACAGCAGAGAAGUCGCUUCUUCUGGGCGCUCGAGGCAGCUGUCCCAUGCUCUGCUGAGCAAGGUGCCAUGUCUCUGCAAGUCCUCCUUCUUCUGAUUUUGCUGGGCCCUGACAGCAGCCUCCAGCUGUGGGGGAUAGGGAAGAAUGGAACCCAGGAGGCCCCGGAUGCCCUGCUCACCCGGGGCCGGAGACAGGUGGAUGAGGACCAGGAAGAGGACUCGUAUGACUAUGUUACAGAAGGCACAGGCCCUCCAGAAACGCUUACAGAUAACCCUGGGUCUUUGGCCCUGACCCCAAAACUUCUGGCGGAGUUGGCAAUAUUGGGGCAUGGAAAUCCUGAGCCAGACACUCUGGAGGUGGCCACAGGGGAGUCGGCUAGCCUGGAUGCAGGAGGGGUGACCCUGGGGAAUCUGAGCAUGGAAGUGGCCACACAAGGCAUUCCUGUCACACUGAACCCACUGACCAAAGAACAGGCCACUACAUUACCUCUCAUCACAGAGGCCCCAUCCACAGAGGGGGCUCUGUCUACAGAGCGGGCCACUACUGAGGCCCUGUCCACAGAGCCAGCAGCCACAGAGGCACUGACCACGCAACCUGUGGACACAGAGACCCCGUCCAUGAAGUCUACUGUCGUGGAGACCCUGUCCACAGGGCCAGAAGCCACGGAUGCCCUGUCCACGGAGCCUACUGCCACAAAGACCCCGUCCAUGGAGUCUACUGUCAUGGAGAUGCUGUCCACGGGGCCAGAAGCCACAGAUGCCCUGUCCACGGAGCCUACUGCCACAGAGGCCCCAUCCGUGAAGUCUACUGUCAUGGAGACCCUGUCCACGGAGCCCACUGCCACAGAGCCCCUGUCUGCAGAUCCAGCCACCACCAUAGGGCGCCUAACCACCGUCCCUCUUGUGACCUCUGAUCCUCAAAACAGCACCACUGUGGCAGCGGGCAAUUUGUCUGCUGUCCUCACCAAACAAUGGAAAAACAGGCAGCGUCUCUCCCCACAGAGCUCCGUGGCCCCCAUCCCCACGGGGGCCCCGGACCGCAUCCCUGUGAAGCAGUGCCUACUGGCCAUCCUCAUCUUGGCCCUGGUAGCCACAACCUUUCUCGUGUGCACCGUGGUGCUGGCCGUCCGCCUGUCCCGCAAGAAUCACAUGUACCCCGUGCGCAAUUAUUCCCCCACCGAGAUGGUCUGCAUCUCAUCCCUGCUGCCUGAGGGGGGCGAGGUGCCCCCUGCCACGGCCAAUGGGGGCCUGCCCCAUGCCAAGAGCCAGGGCCAAAAGGCGGAGCCUGGGGAGGGCCGAGAUGGGGACGACCUCACCUUGCAGAGCUUCCUCCCUUAACCCCUCCGUUCGUCCACCUGAGCAGGACCCUGGCUUCCUCACUCCCUCCAGGGCCCACCGGGACACCACUGAGCACCCAGGCUCUGUUCCAUGGUCUGGGUUUCCCUGGGGCCCCCAGGGAUGGGGACCUUUAGGACAGGGUUGCCCCACAGGCCUGAAAGGGGCUGGACUCCUGUAGCCAAAGCAGGACUGGUGAGCAAGCCACUUUGGUCUCCCUCCUGCCUCCAGUGGAGGCUGGAGAGGUCCCUCCACCUCCCUGCCUCCCACCUGUCUGGGCUCCCUCUAAUGCCUCCAACCACUGAGGUCUCCUCCCCUGGCACCCAGGAAAGACCCAGAGUCUUCUGGCUGCGCUGGUCACCGUACAGGAAUGGGCAUUUGGGGGAGGGGUGCCGGGUUCCGGAGGCCUUUCGCAAUCACCCCUGCACUUGAGGACAGCUUGGCUUUUCUUGGGCGUCAACCCAGGGAGCCCAGGGUGAGAUCCUGGCCCGAGGUCUGGGGUGUACUUUGAGAGGGUUCUUUGAGGCUGUGUGGACCAACGAGCUUCCUUCGGGGGACAGAGGAACC